Leptopilina heterotoma is the source of this 1874-nucleotide messenger RNA. RefSeq names its product probable cytochrome P450 305a1 (gene Cyp305a1). The transcript has 8 exons. Gene Ontology annotation, cellular component: cytoplasm; intracellular membrane-bounded organelle. Gene Ontology annotation, biological process: xenobiotic metabolic process. Bases 134 to 1621 code for a protein of 495 amino acids. Gene Ontology annotation, molecular function: oxidoreductase activity, acting on paired donors, with incorporation or reduction of molecular oxygen, reduced flavin or flavoprotein as one donor, and incorporation of one atom of oxygen; heme binding; iron ion binding. The record is from RefSeq and is a predicted model, not a curated record. Lineage: Eukaryota; Metazoa; Arthropoda; Insecta; Hymenoptera; Figitidae.
UCUUCUUUAAAUCUUUAGUGUUUUUUAAAAUUUUCUCCAUAAAUUGUAAAUUCAAUUCAUCAAUUUUCGACUAGAAUAAUUAUUAAUUAAGAGCGAAUUAAUUUUAAUUGAAUAUUUUAAUAAACUGUAUAAUAUGAUCAGUAGUGUUUUAUUAGUCAUCGUAAGUGUUCUUCUGAUCGUUAAUUUCACAUGGAGAAAAAGAAACAAGAAGAAACUUCCCCCAGGUCCAUUCGCUUGGCCAUUUAUUGGGAAUCUUCAUCUUCUUCGUCAAUUGUCACGUGAUUUUGGAGGUCAACACUUAGCCUUUUUAGAAUUAUCACGACGUUAUAAUAGUGAUUUAAUAUCAUUAAAACUCGGUAGAAAUAGAAUAACAGUCGUUUCGGGUGAUAAAGGCAUUCAAUACGUGCUCAAAAAUGGAGAAUUCGAUGGAAGACCGUGGGACGAAUUUAUAAAACUACGAAAUAUGGGUCUUCGAAAAGGAAUAACAAUGUCAGACGGUCCAGAGUGGAAAGAAAUUCGCGGCUGGUUUGUUCGUACAUUUCGUGAACUUGGAUUUGGCAAGAGUCAUAUGUUUCAUUUGAUUCGAGAUGAACUCGUUGAGAUUUUAGAGAAUUUAGGCGAGGGUGGUGUUCGUUAUUUAAAGUCAGUGACAAUGAAUGCAGUUAUAAAUGUUUUAUGGAGAUUAACCGCUGGAAAACGUUUCAGCGAUGAGAAAAAACUAAAAUACUUUAUUGAUUUAAUGGAUAGGAGAGCGAAGGCCUUUAGUAUGGGUGGAGGAAUUCUUUCAAGUAUCCCCUGGAUUCGUUAUAUUGCUCCAGAGGCCUCAGGUUACAAUCUUCUUAUGACACUGAACAAAGAGCUUAAAAGUUUCUUCACGGACACAAUUGAAGAUCACAAGAAGAACUUUAAGCCAGGAAAGGAUAAUGAUUUGAUUGACAUGUUCCUUCAAGAAAUGUAUUUUGGAAAAGGACCUUCUGCUGGAUUUACUGAGGACCAGUUGGUUUUAAUUCUAAUGGAUAUUUUCAUCGCCGGUACAUUGACAACCACUACGACUUUAGAUUUUAUUUUUCUUAACGUUCUCAUUCAUCAAGAUGUUCAACGAAAGCUUCAUGAAGAAAUUGACUCGAUUAUCGGUCGUGAAAAAUUGCCGGAAAUAAACGAUAGACAAAGUUUACCAUAUUUGGAAGCAGUUUGCGCGGAAUCACAGCGAUUGUGUUUGGUGACACCAACAAUUGGUCCACGUCGUGUACUCCGUGACACUGAAUUACUCGGCUAUUAUAUUCCUAAAAAUUCGACUAUUCUAAUUAACGUCUACAGUUCGAAUACAUGUAAAAUUCGCUACAAAGAUCCCACGUCAUUCAAUCCGGAAAGAUUCAUUGAAAACGGAUUAUAUCAGCAUGACGAAACCUUAAUUCUAUUUGGACAAGGUAAAAGAAGAUGUCCCGGAGAAAUUUUGGCAAAAUCAGCAAUUUUUCUACUAAGUUCAGGUGUACUGCAAAAUUUCGAACUUCAUCCAGUUCCGGGACAAGAACUCCCUUCACUAAAAAUCGUUCCAGGCUUAACAAUAUCACCGAAACCUUACGAAGUUUUACUCAAACGGCGAAAACAAUUUAAUGAAUAAUAAUUGCUUCCUCCUAAAGGAAGCUUUGUAUUUUUGUUUUUAAUCACUGACUGGAAUACUCGAUUAUGAAAUUCAGUAUUGAUAAAAUUUUUAUCCAUCAAAGACUCAUUAAUUAUAAGUUAUUAGUUAUAAGUUAAUUCUGAUUGUCGGGAACUCGAACUGUCCAAUUAGACGAUUUUUAUAAAUUUUAAGUUGAAAAAAAGAACAAAUCUAUUGCAAUUAAUGAAUUGAAAAUAAAAAAUUGUCAAUUUUA